Molecule: messenger RNA, 1341 nt
Organism: Effrenium voratum
Lineage: Eukaryota; Dinophyceae; Suessiales; Symbiodiniaceae
Source: the annotation of a GenBank genome assembly
AUGGCUACUGCCACUGUGACGGUGAUCGGAGCCGAGUCGGUCCAGCUCUCGAACCCUGACCGAAGCCCGGAGAACGAAUGCGCAAAGUUGUCCGCCAUCCCAGAUGCAGAGAAGAUGCCGGCCUUCAAAUCUCUAGCACUGAUGAUGUACUUCGCCGCGCUGAGCUCCAUCAACCUGGUGAUCACCAUCCCCACGGCGCACGACUACGCGGACCGCCUGGGGGCCGGCGACCUCUUCGCCGGGCUCAUGAUCGGGCUGGUGCCGCUGUGCUCCAUCAUCGGGUCAGUGGCGAACACACGGCUGCUGAGCUUUCUGCCCAUGAAGACCGUUUGGGUCGUCCUCUGCCUGGGCAACGUGCUCGGCUGCAUCCUCUACGCGCUGGCGGGCUUGAUGCGCUUCAAGUGGACCUUGCUCGGGGCGCGAGGCCUCAUGGGCCUUUGCAGCGCCUUCAACAUCCCGGGCCUCUACAUCUCUCUGACUGUGGGCACGAAGCGGCGCAGUGAGGUGCUCUUCUACUACUCGGCCUGGCUCACCUUGGGCUGCGCCGCUGGCCCGGCCUUGGCCGCCCUCCUGGAGGUCUUCAUGAAGUUUACGAAGAUCAACAACCUGGUGCUGGACUCUGACACCAUCCCCGGGUGGUUCAUGGCGGUCGUGUACCUCUUCUUCUCCGUCAAGGUGCUCAUCUUCUUAGAAGAGCCCACCAGUCUCCGAGGCCCCGAGGCGGCGGAGCCGGUGCGCCGGAUUCCGCUGAGCUGGCAGCAGUUGGCGGCCUGCUGCGCUUGCUUUUGGCACCUUAGCGUGGGCGCUGCAGUGAACACUGGGGUGGAGGUGUAUGCGGUGAGCGUGCUGCAGCAGGUUUUAGGUUGGAACAUCUCAGCGAGCGCUUUGUUCGUGGCCGGGCUCAUGCUGAUCUGCGGAGUGUUCAACCUCAGCCUGGGGCGGCUGCUGCGGUUGGUGCCCUGCAGCGACAGCAAGGGCCUUGUGGUGGGGGAUGCCUUGGCCUGCCUCGCCUGUGUGAUGCUCUUCAACUUCGACGUGCAUGCUGUGACGGCGCAGAUCUCGCUGAUGGGCCUCGGCCUGCUGGCGGUGCUGAUCUUCGCCAACCUGGUCCGCGCCUUCGCCCUGAGCAUCGCCACCAAGGUAGUUCCGCCCAGCGCCACCAAGGCGGUGACCACCUGGGCGGCGCUGGCCAUGUCUCUGGGCCGCGGCGCGGGGGCCGUGGUGGGCUCUGUGCUGAACGUCGACUCCUUCGCCCCUGUGCUGCUCUGCAUGUUCAUGGGAUCAUUGACGGUCGGGCUCGUAGCACGGAAGUACAUGAAGACGGAGAUCAAGGCGAGCUAG